UCCGUGUCAGUUUUACCAGUUGCUUCCGUUCAUUCAUGAAACUGGCCGCCACAUAGUCAGUUGAAUCCCGACCGGCACCGCGUCCGGUAGCACUUCUAAUCGCUCCCGGUUUCAUCCGAUUCGGAAUCUUUACCUAUCUUUAGCCCUAUUGUGGGUUUAAGUAGGUUUCUACUUAAAACAUUAAAGUGAUAGUGCCAGUGUUUGGCUAGAUUUUUGGCAGAUCUGGAUAUGGUACGAUAACUCGCAAGUUAAUAGCGGAGGAAAUUUAUCCACCCCAAGAGUGCGACGUGAUGCGAAUGUGAGAUAAACUAAAAGUCCAUGUGCAUCGGGCAGAAGUUGAAGUGGUUUCAUCGCUGGUUUGCAAUUACCGUUUUCUAUUGAAUCUCGUUUGAUCUGGAUCUACCAAAGCGGAUUUCAAGUGGUUGAUGGUACCGCUCCCGGCAGUUGUAACUUGUGUGCGACGAAAUCAUGGAAAAGGAUGUUCUACCAAUCGGAAGUGACGGCAAAAAGUGUUUAUCUGAGUUUACGAGAGGAGGAUACACGGUAUCAGCGGCUACAGAUCUCGAAUGGAAUGGUGCAAGUGUUUCACCGUAGUUUGCUGCUUUGAAGAUUGAAGUUCAGUGGAGUGAAAUUGUACAACGAAUAAAACCAAUAAAUCAGUUGUGAAGAAUGAGAUGAAAAGCUUAUUUGAUUAGUAAAUCGAAGCAAAUUGGCUGCUCUGUGAAGUGGAUCAGUGAUCGUUUUGCCUGAGUAUAUUUGAAAGAAUUUACGAACCUGUACCAGUGUACCUGCUCCGAGAGAGUGGAUUAUCUGUUGGUGAAGCUUAUAUUUAGCAUCGACAAAGGAAUACCAAACCAACUUGAAGCAUGCGAGCUGUGGACGGCAUCGCCUUCCAUUAUGCAAACAACAACACACUCAACGGCAGCGACGUGGAAAUCGUCAAAGAGCAAGAUGCGCUCUAUGACGUCCCGGUCGGGUUGGUCGUGCUGUUGUCGAUAUUCUACGGAACCAUCAGUAUUAUAGCUGUGAUAGGCAACUCGCUAGUGAUAUGGAUCGUCCUGACGACCAAACAGAUGCAAACCAUCACGAACAUGUUCAUCGCGAACCUGGCCCUGGCCGAUGUCACCAUUGCGGUGUUCGCCAUUCCCUUCCAGUUCCAGGCGGCCGUGCUGCAACGGUGGAACCUGCCGGAGUUCAUGUGCCCCUUUUGUCCGUUUGUGCAACUGUUGAGUGUGAACGUGUCGGUUUUUACUUUGACGGCCAUCGCCGUUGACCGACACCGGGCCAUCAUCAACCCCCUCAGGGCACGUGCAUCGAAAAACAUUUCCAAAUUUGUAAUCAGUGCCAUCUGGAUGAUGUCGUUUGCGCUGGCCGCCCCAACCCUGUUCGCACUGCGUGUGGUUCCCGUGUCGAUCGUUAGCCUUGGUGAAACCAACGAAACCUACAUCAACAUGACGAAACCAUUCUGCCAGGUGGUCAACUUUGAAGAGUCCGAAAUGCUGCUCUAUCGAUACAUCCUGACGCUGGUGCAGUACUUUGUGCCGCUUUGUGUCAUCAGUUUCGUGUACAUUCAGAUGGCACUGAGGCUGUGGGGCUCGAAAACGCCAGGGAAUGCACAGGACUCUCGCGAUAUGACGAUGCUGAAAAACAAAAAGAAGGUUAUAAAGAUGUUGAUCAUCGUAGUAGCCUUAUUUGGCAUCUGUUGGUUUCCGCUGCAGCUGUACAACAUCCUACACGUAACAUGGUCCGAAGUCAAUGAGUAUCGAUACAUCAACAUCAUUUGGUUCGUUUGCGAUUGGUUGGCUAUGAGCAAUAGCUGUUACAAUCCGUUCAUAUAUGGAAUCUACAAUGAAAAAUUCAAACGAGAAUUCCACAAGCGCUAUCCCUUUCGUGGGCGACACCAAAGCUACCACCAGGACCAGUUGACUGAUAAGACUCUUUCGAUGUUCACCCGCGUCAGCUCGAUUCGAUCCAGCUACGCAACGUCAUCGAUCCGGAACAAGUUCUACACGAGACCCGGUGGUGCCAGUGGGAAUAGCGGAAUCCACACCGGAGGAUACAGUGGCGGAGCUUUCUACCAAAAUCACAGUCCCCACCAGCAGCAAUCGUACAAAUCCACUAAUCUGAACAGUGCCACUGGUUAUCAGCGAAAUAACACUACCGAUAGAAAUACCGGUGGGAACGUUCACAACGGCACCACCGCGUGGGAUCCAAAAUGUUGCCCAUGUCGGCAAAAUUCGGCGAAGAGUUUAUCAACACGGACGUCGUCGUCCGUUGCUUGCCCGUAUCGAAUACCGCUGCCUGCUGUAUCGUGUGAUGGCGACAGUGGCAGCGAGGAAGGAGGUGGAUGUAAUGGCACGGGAGGUGGUCAUAGUCCAAUGAUAAACAGCGAUGAAAGACAGCUGCUCCGGGCAGAUAAUAAUCGUUUAAGUGCUUCUCUGAGAGUCGAGGACAUUCCCUUGGACCAUCCACAUCCGGACAGCGCAGAUGACGAGAAUGGCGUUUGAGCAAGAUGGGAGAUUGGAGCUGACAUGUGCUGGAAAAUUCGGCUGUGGCCCGGAAGCAACGAUAUCACUUGUGUACAGUAACAAUUAACCAGACUUGAACAAAUUGUGCAAUUAGGCCCGGUGUGUGAACCGCUUUAGGUAUGUGAAGCGAAUGUUGUGUUUUUUGAAUUUUACUGCUGAAUCGUGAUACAAAUGUCUUAUAUGUAUGUUAUUCAUAAGAAUCUUCCUGUCGUGCGACUUGUUCAACGAUGUCAUCGAAAUGAGAAGUGAACCAAACCAAACUCGAAUCACCUAUUUAUUGAAGUUUUAUUCAAUUUCCGUAAUAACGAAGCCAAAGAGCACAAAGUAUAGGGAAAUAAAGUUUACUUGUAUUAUGAUGAA
Molecule: messenger RNA, 2888 nt
Organism: Aedes albopictus (Asian tiger mosquito)
Lineage: Eukaryota; Metazoa; Arthropoda; Insecta; Diptera; Culicidae
Product: substance-K receptor
Exons: 8
Coding region: 867-2507 (546 amino acids)
Biological process (GO): G protein-coupled receptor signaling pathway
Cellular component (GO): plasma membrane
Molecular function (GO): neuropeptide Y receptor activity
Source: RefSeq, a predicted model, not a curated record